GUCCUGUCGCUUAAAAGCUGAGAAAUAAGCUCGUCUGUUAGCGCAACAACACAAUUAUCCCGCCGUCAGUCGGACAUCACAGAGAACCAACGAGACUUCCGGUUAGCUAUAAUUCCCGUCAAGUUUUCAGUUACUGAGAUAAAUUCGCCCCGACCUAACGGCCGGGGGGGGGGCAAUCUGACCUCGACUCUUAAACGGUGACAACCUAAAACCACGCCGCCCGGUUGUUCCCCUCUUGUAGGGAACGAAACUAACCGGAAGUGUCGUUGGUUUUCUGUGAUCUCGGACUUGAGGAUGUUGUGCUAACAGACGAGCUUGUUUCUAAGCUUUCAAACGGCAGGACUGAAGGAAGAAGAAGAAGAACAGUCCAUCAGUCAGAGAGGAGACCUGCUGGAUUUCACAGACCAGGACCACUACAAGAUCAGAAUGGAGGAGAACCAGAACCUGGAGAACCACACCAACAACCCUGUUAAAAGAGAAGAACCAGGUUCACCCUCUGCUACCACCGAUAAACAGGGGACAGAAAACUCUGGUUCACACUCCAACAAUACAGCAGGUGUCAGUAAUGCACCUCAACACUGGUUGCUACCCGACAUAAAACAGGAAAAAGAAGAAGAAGAAGAACAGUCCAUCAGUCAGAGAGGAGACCUGCUGGAUUUCACAGACCAGGACCACUACAAGAUCAAAGUAGAAGAGAACCAGAACCUGGAGAACCACACCAACAACCCUGUUAAAAGAGAAGAACCAGGUUCACCCUCUGCUACCACCGAUAAACAGAAACAAACAGGAAGAAAGGGACUCAAACACCACCGCUGUCAGCACUGUGACAAAUCCUUCACGACAUCAAAAUAUUUAAAGAUUCAUCAGAAAGUUCACACAGGAGAGGAACUUCCCAGGUGUGACAAAUGUGGGAAAGUUUUCACUACAGACAGUAGUCUAAAAACCCAUGAACGGAUUCACACUGGAGAGAAACCAUACAGCUGUGAUCAAUGUGGGAAAGCUUUUGCUAGAGAAAUCACUCUGAAAAGCCAUCAAUGGAUUCACACGGGAGAGAAACCUUACAGUUGUGAACAAUGUGGGAAAACUUUUGGUGCUCUUUGUAACCUACAAACUCAUGGACGCAUUCACACUGGAGAGAAACCGUAUAGCUGUGACCAAUGUGGGAAAGCUUUCAGUGCUCGUGGCAAUCUACAAAUUCACCAACGCGUUCAUACCGGAGAGAAACCGUAUAGCUGUGACCAAUGUAAGAAAACGUUCAGUGCUCUUGGUAAUCUACAAAACCAUCAAUGUGUUCACACUGGAGAGAAACCGUAUAGCUGUGACCAAUGUGGGAAAGGUUUCACUCAGGAGAGUCAUCUGACAACUCAUCAACGCAUUCAUACAGGAGAGAAGCCGCACAGAUGUGACCAAUGUGGGAAACGUUUCACUGAUGAGAGAACCCUAAAACGUCACCGAUACGUUCAUACAGGAGAGAAACCGUACAGCUGUGACCAAUGUCAGAAAGCUUUCAGUAGAGGCAGCCAUCUGAAAAUCCAUCAACGCGUUCAUACUGGUGAGAAACCGUACAGUUGCAACCAAUGUGGGAAAGCUUUCACUUCAGACAGUAAUCUAAAAGUCCAUGAAAGGAUUCACACUGGAGAGAAACCGUACUGCUGUGAUCAAUGUGGGAAAGCUUUCGCUAGAGACGAUCAUCUAAAAGUCCACCAACGAACACAUACUGGAGAGAAACCAUACUGGUGUGAUCAGUGUGGGAAAGGUUUUACCACAGACAGCCAUCUAAAAACCCACGAACGCAUCCACACCGGAGAGAGAUCAUACAGUUGUGACCAAUGUGGGAAAACUUUCAGUACUCCUGGUAAUCUACAAAUCCACCAACGCAUUCACACUGGAGAGAAACCUUACUGGUGUGAGCAAUGUGGGGAAACUUUUGCUCACGGGAAUUCCCUAAAAACCCAUCAACGCAGUCACUCACCAUCGUGUUGAACAUGUUUUAGAGGCAGCUUAGAGGUGUCUCCCUGCCUCCUCUAAAUGUCUUAAUAACAGUGUUGUUUUAUCCUGAGCUUCUCUAUAAACUGAUUGCUAUGAACAGUAAUUUAAGAAUGAGCAUAUAUGCCAUCAGUGGCAUAUGUGACCAAAUUUUAAGCUCAGUGAUUGGCUGUUUCUGAAAUACACCUUGGUAGUCUGAGUUAACUAUAGCCAGAAAGGUUGUUUUUUUUUUUUUUUUUUGAAUUUUUUUAGUUUCAUGGUGUGUUUGAAUAAAAUGUGUUGAACGAAUUUGUAAUUGCCUCAGAGGUGCAGAAUUGAUCUUUGCUAUUAUUAGCAGCUAAGAGUCAAGAGCCGUAAUUUCAGUAAAAAACAGCAGAUACAUGUUUGUGAGAUUUUUUUAUUCAACGAUAAACAAUCAAGGAUGCUGCAAGCUAACCAGCUAAUGUCAGCUCUGAGCUUAAAGCCUUUCUGUUGAUAUUUUUUGUUCAAUAUUGCAAUUAAAUGCAAUAUAAUGUCAAAAAGUGUCAUUAUGUUAUAGUUACUGAUGAAGGGGCAGUGUGACCUUAAAUGUGACAGAGUUAAUGAUUCCACUUGCCUUUAUUAGCCAAUUCUUGCUGUUAUUGUAAAUUAAUGUAUCACUUGGUCACUUUUCUAUUUUAACAUCAUGUUAUUUAUUAUUAUUUUAUAUUUAUAAAUAUAUUUCAUCAGUCUUGUGACAAUGUAUUAUCAUUAGUUUACUGCUGGAAGUCUGCCGUUUCCUGUCCCUGUGGUAGGUUGAUGCAUAUAAGCUCAGUUGAACCACCAUAAUAUGUUAGUUUUUGUUAAUAGAAGUGGAUUGUAUGUCGUCUCAAUGACCAUAACAAGUGUGUCUGUGAUGAUAUGUAUGUACCUGAUUGAUCCUGGUUGUUUUGAUUGUACAUUUUAACUAAGUGACAGAUUUUAGUCAUCACACGCUCACAUUUUAAAGUUUUCCCAGUCUACACAGCGUGGAGAGUUUGGCACAGCCGGCUUGUUUUUAGCUUUGGGAGCUAACAGUUAGCGGGUCAAGACAAGCUAAUAAAUCUGCUAACUGAAGCUUUAUCACCGCAACUGGUCCAGCUGUCCGGUCAUAAUGUCACCAGAUACCAGAGAGAUUUACUUGGCGAUAAUUGGCUUAAUCAGUAUUGUGCAAACUUGUUUGUCAAGGGCUUGGAUGUAAACCGACGUCCUGCAACUCCAGCUUUAACAUUAGCGUUAGCUCGUUGUCUGUUAUUAUUAUUAUUAUUAACAGCUGAAUUGUUAUUUUUGUCCCAUAAAUUGUCCAGCUUUGAAAUGUAUUCUACAAACCAGAGGAUGGACUUUCAGAGAGAUUUUUUAUGAAGAGUCAAUAAUCAUAAUGUCAGUAAAAACAGAAGAUACGAGUUUGUUUGUUGUUGUUUUUUUUUUGUUAAAAGGAGAUUUCACUGCUGUAGAUAUGAUUUCUCAAAACUAGGUCACCUCUAUUGUGUAAAUGUGCAAUUAUUUUUGAAAUUGGUGCCCUAUGACUAGAGAAAACUGAGGAAAAAAGACUGUAAAUCCCAUAAAAACCAGAAUGCAUUGCACUCGGUCUCGUCAAUCCGCUACUGAUGGUGUGUUUACUGAGUCCACACAUGAACAAGUAGUCUUAAAUUAAAGUGUUAAUAAGUAAGACAGCUGAUAUUUUUCACGUUCCGUUCUCCGUAACUAAAAGUUUAGUGUCUGCUGAGUGUGAGAUCAGGAUUCAACCCGGCAGUAAACGCAGCACCGCACCAGUUUCAGCGCCUUUUCUUCUUCUUCUCUGCAGAUUAUUUGAAGUAUUCGGAUGCUUCUGUUCCUUGUUUUUGCCUCAUGUGAAGCAGCAUCAGGGUCUGAAACAAGGACGUAGGUUUGGCUGAUAUUUCAUUUAAAUUAAUAUAAAUCUGAGACUAAAAUUAAUAUUUAACAUUGACAGAAGAUGUUUUUUUUUUCAGUAGAUGAUACAAGAAGAUAAAGCAGUAGGUAACGUGCUGGGAGUUGUAGUUUAGUGGACCAGACUGACUUUGUAUCACAUUAUCUAAUGUCAGAACUGCAGUCAUGAGGUUUCAUACAGGAAUUAACUCUGAAAUAACAGAAUUAAAAACCGCUUCAGUGUCUGCUGCUUAAUCGGUCGAAGCGCAGUGUUGGAAAAGGUCUCGAUUCAGUCUCAGGCUCAUCUGGACUCUUUUACUUUGAAUAACAAACACAACCCUUUAUAAAUAUCCUGAUAUUGGUUUCAGACGUAUCGCUAAUGUGCAGUUGUUUUGCAGUGGGAAGAUGUUUAAAUUUUCCAUGUUGAGGUCUUAAAAAGCAUUAAAUAUGAUUUCAAAAGUGUGUAUCAAAGCCUGUGAAGCUCAUAUGGAGACUAACAUGCAGAGGUGUUCCAGCUGUGCUCUUUGAAUUCUUCAGAGUAAAUACUAAUUGUUCCAAUGAGCCCUUAUGAACAGCUGGUACUACAGAUGGUCUCUAUGUGACAUCAGAGCUGUUCUAACUUGUGAAUGUCGCUGCAGAACAACAAAAAUUACUUCAAAAUACUUAAUUUAAUUUGUAAAAUAUCCGUUGUGUAAAUAUAAAUGGAUUCAAACUUGUUUCAGUGGUGAUCUGAAGUUGUUUGUUGUGGAUUAUUUUCCUCUCUUGCAUGUGUGUAAAAAGCUCUUCAUGCCUCCGUCCUGUGGAGGGAGUUCCUCCGUGUGAC
Molecule: messenger RNA, 4693 nt
Organism: Thunnus maccoyii (southern bluefin tuna)
Lineage: Eukaryota; Metazoa; Chordata; Actinopteri; Scombriformes; Scombridae
Product: zinc finger protein 431-like
Exons: 4
Coding region: 427-1983 (518 amino acids)
Biological process (GO): regulation of transcription by RNA polymerase II
Cellular component (GO): nucleus
Molecular function (GO): DNA-binding transcription activator activity, RNA polymerase II-specific; RNA polymerase II cis-regulatory region sequence-specific DNA binding
Source: RefSeq, a predicted model, not a curated record